CAAAAUACUCAUUCCACUCUAUAAAUACAACCGUUUCUCUAACUUUCCAAAAUCACUCAACUUCUUCUCUCAUCUCUGGAAAUCAUGGCCAACUUUAUUGUGACCAGCGAAAUGGAAUACCGUGUUGUAAGAUUCAACGUAGCUGCUGGUACUUUGAGCAACCUUGUCGUAAGGAUGGUCGACUGCGAACGCACAAUAAGUCGUUGGCUCAAUGGGAACGAAGUCAUAACAUACUAUCACCGUCAUGAUACUCCCCGCCAUCCCCUUGGACCUUACGAGCAAAUCAAUCAUACGACGGAAGGAUGGCGUGUAGACACGCAAGAGGAGCUUCGUCAACGUAUUGCUACCGAUCUUUUCAAUGAUUACGAUCAGGGUUGGAACUACAAUUGGGAACCCCUUGCUGCAUUCUUGUCUGCACAUGUACAUGGCGCAGGUGGUGGAGGAGCAAAUUUCAACCUCGAAGUUGAAACAGUGGUGGUUGAUCAAGCAGUGGCGGACCAAAACCAGCCUUACUGGCAACCUUACUUUGCACAAGACGAUUACGUCGACUUAGCUAAUAGGCAGCGUGUUCCCAAUGCAUGUCCUAUAUGCUAUGAGAGUAUAGCCAACCCCGGAGCGCGGAUAGGGUUAGAAUGCGGUCACGUGUAUUGCAAGGCAUGCAUCUACCAAUGGAUUUGGAGAAGAACUGAUUGCCCGACGUGCAGAGGUGGAGUACUAUGGUGAUUGGUGGUGAGAUAUCAUCUUCUUAUCGUGAGAACCAGAUUGUGUUGCUUGUUGGUUUAGUCCCUGCGGUUUGAUUUCUGCUCUAUGACAAGUUUGAUUUAUGUUUUAAGUGUGGUUUAAUUCUGCUUUAGGACCGGUGUGCUUUAUGUUUAAGUGUGGUUUAAUUUCUUUUCGGUUUGAUUUAUGUUUUAAGUGUGAUUUAAUUUCUUUUAAGUCUAGCUAUUGAAGCCGUCUAGUCUCCUUACCAAUAAUCUAAUCUUUCUUUUACAAAAAGUUCAUAUCGUCCUCAAUUCAUGCAAAAACACUACGAAUUGUUAAAAUGUUUUUUAUACCCCUAGGCUUAUAUAUCAGAUCAGCCAAAAGGCCUUUCAUAAACGAAACAAACUAGAAAACUCGGGCCCAAACAAGAAAUCCGGAUCCUAGAAGUGGAGUAACGAACCAAAUCAAUAUGAUGAUAUUACAAUUAUACGUUUUACAGGAAACAUCAUGGAUGAGUGCGAGAUCUUCAACUAGAUAAAGUGGGCUCAUUUGCAAAAUUCUAAUGACAAGUUCAGCCAGUUUAAUAGUAACAAAAAUUGAACUUCUUGUCUCCUAUAGUUGUUACUGUGACAAAUGGUAACGGCACGCCUUAAUAAAAGACAUACUCAAAUAUUAAAUAGAAGGAACGAACAUGCACUUAUUCACCAAAAAUUUAAUUUUCAACAACUAUUGGGAGAAAGGGAAUGAGGAAAAGGAAGAAAGAAACAAAAGACCUUAAAUAGAAAUAAUCAAGACUAUUAAUAAAAAUUUGAGACCAAUAAUGUCUACAAUACCGUUAAUUGAAACAUGUCUCUUUAUUAAUGAUUAAGAGAACCAACAUUAAACACACAACAGUUAAAAGGUAACUAACUAAACACCUUAACGAACCGUUCCAAUAAAAUAAGUUAGAAAACGGGAGCGAUCGUUACACAGACUCUCAAAGAUCUUCAAUGAGAAAAUAUCAGUGGAGCCUGACAAUUUGAUUGAUAAGAUAGAUAUUAUUAAGGGAGCAAGGCUUUGAGAAACACGAGGGAAAGAGCGAUGAUAUUAGGGAGCAAGCCUUUUUGGGUCACGAGGGAAUAGAGAAGUUUUGCGGAUGUUAUUGAGGGCACAUAAGAGCAUUACCACACGCUCCAGCCCCGCUCCAAAUCCACCAUGAGGCGGUGCACCAUACCU
This is a messenger RNA of Brassica napus (rape), 1917 nucleotides long. RefSeq lists its product as uncharacterized. The transcript is spliced from 2 exons. Lineage: Eukaryota; Viridiplantae; Streptophyta; Magnoliopsida; Brassicales; Brassicaceae. Bases 85 to 723 code for a protein of 212 amino acids. The record is from RefSeq and is a predicted model, not a curated record.